Molecule: messenger RNA, 2365 nt
Organism: Mercurialis annua (annual mercury)
Lineage: Eukaryota; Viridiplantae; Streptophyta; Magnoliopsida; Malpighiales; Euphorbiaceae
Product: BRASSINOSTEROID INSENSITIVE 1-associated receptor kinase 1-like
Exons: 11
Coding region: 260-2083 (607 amino acids)
Biological process (GO): protein phosphorylation
Molecular function (GO): protein binding; protein kinase activity; ATP binding
Source: RefSeq, a predicted model, not a curated record
AUAUAUGAAAUGGGAAGACUUUUAGUUAAUCUUAUUUGACUAAAAAAAACUACUGCUGCUGCUCAUACAAACUCCCAUCCCAUUCCAAAUAAAUUUUAAUUGAAUAAGCUUUUUAUUUUGGGUUUCUCCAAUUUUCAGUUUGACUGCACAAAACCCCAAAUAAAUUUGAUAGAUCCUUACUCUUGAAUUUCCCAUUCCAAUUGAAAUUUCAAUUUGGUCAUAUUUUCCCUCAUUAUGAGGGUUUGAAGUGGAGAAGAAGAUGUGCAAGAUCUGGCGCUUGCUCUUUUUAUGCUUCAUUUUUGUUUGUGAAGUUGCUGCUAAUUCUGAAGGUGAUGCGUUAAACGCAUUGAAGACCAAUCUGGCUGAUCCUAACAAUGUUCUUCAGAGUUGGGAUCCUACCCUUGUGAAUCCUUGCACUUGGUUUCAUGUUACAUGCAAUAGUGACAAUUUUGUCACCCGUGUUGAUCUUGGAAAUGCAGAUCUAUCUGGUCAGCUUGUUUCUCAACUUGGUCAGCUUGUAAAUUUACAAUACCUGGAACUUUAUAGCAAUAACAUAAGUGGAAGAAUCCCGGAAGAGCUUGGGAAUUUGACGAAUUUGGUGAGCUUGGAUCUUUACUUGAACAAAUUAAGUGGUCCAAUUCCAGUGACAUUGGGCAAGCUUCAAAAACUCAGAUUCCUGCGUCUCAACAACAACACCUUGUCGGGAACAAUUCCUAUGUCGUUGACAACCAUCAAAACCUUGCAAGUCCUGGAUCUUUCGACCAACAGACUAACGGGGGAUACUCCUGUCAAUGGCUCAUUUUCCUUAUUCACUCCCAUCAGUUUCUUUAAUAAUCUACUAAGCAAUCCUCCGCCUGCUCCUCCUCCUCCUCUGACUCCAUCGUCACCUUCUCCCUCUAAUGGCAAUAGUGCCACUGGACCUAUUGCUGGAGGAGUUGCUGCUGGUGCUGCUCUGCUGUUUGCUGCCCCUGCAAUUGCUCUUGCUUAUUGGCGACGCAGAAAACCAGAGGAUCACUUCUUCGAUGUACCAGCCGAAGAGGAUCCUGAAGUCCAUCUUGGACAGCUUAAAAGGUUUUCUCUUCGUGAAUUACAAGUUGCAUCGGAUAAUUUUAGCAAUAAGAACAUUUUGGGUAGGGGUGGAUUCGGAAAGGUAUAUAAGGGACGUUUAGCAGAUGGUUCUUUAGUGGCAGUAAAAAGAUUAAAAGAGGAGCGUACACAGGGUGGUGAGCUGCAGUUCCAAACAGAAGUGGAAAUGAUCAGCAUGGCUGUCCAUAGAAAUUUGCUUCGCCUUCGUGGUUUUUGCAUGACCACGACGGAGCGGUUACUUGUCUAUCCAUACAUGGCUAAUGGAAGUGUAGCUUCAUGUUUACGAGAGCGUUCAGAAUCACAAGCACCCCUAAACUGGCCAAUACGAAAGCGAAUUGCAUUAGGGUCUGCAAGGGGACUGGCUUAUUUGCAUGAUCAUUGUGAUCCUAAGAUCAUUCACCGUGAUGUGAAAGCUGCAAACAUAUUGUUGGAUGAAGAAUUUGAAGCAGUUGUUGGUGACUUUGGGUUGGCAAAACUCAUGGACUACAAAGAUACUCAUGUUACCACUGCAGUGCGUGGCACAAUUGGGCAUAUAGCUCCCGAGUACCUAUCAACUGGAAAGUCUUCAGAGAAGACUGACGUUUUUGGUUAUGGUGUCAUGCUUCUUGAACUGAUCACUGGACAAAGGGCUUUUGAUCUUGCUCGGCUUGCAAAUGAUGAUGAUGUCAUGCUGCUUGAUUGGGUGAAAGGGCUUUUGAAAGACAAAAAGUUGGAGACAUUGGUUGAUGCGGAUCUACAGGGUAAUUAUAUUAAUGAUGAGGUGGAGCAGCUAAUCCAAGUGGCUCUACUGUGCACACAAAGUUCCCCAAUGGAAAGACCUAAAAUGUCUGAAGUGGUGAGAAUGCUGGAAGGUGAUGGAUUGGCAGAAAGGUGGGAAGAGUGGCAGAAAGAGGAGAUAUUCCGUCAAGAAUUUAACCACUUUCAGCACCCGAACACAAAUUGGAUAGUUGAUUCCUCGUCCCACAUCCCCCCAGAUGAAUUGUCUGGUCCCAGAUGAUGCCUUACUUUGUAUGUACGCAUCAGGAGUGUUAUCGAGGCUCAUUUGAUGGCAAGAAAUGUAGUUUACGCAUAUAUGUGCAUAAAGUUUUUUUUGUUUUUUUUUCUCUCUAUCUUGGUUGUCAAUAUCUAGUUUAUAUGGUAAUGUUAGAAUUGAUGAAUCAUGUAAUUUCAAAUAGGGCGUUCAGAAAGUUGGCAGGAAUGGCCUUGGAAUAUAGCUUUCUUGUAUUCAGAAAUUAGUGGAGAUUGUUACAUUAAUAAAAACGUUUACAUUUUCUAGUCA